CCAGUUAUCUGUCGUUAAGUGGAUUUUAAAAAUCUUGUCUUAAACAAGGUCACAUGGCCCCUUUUCCCUUGGAAGGUUCCCAGACGCCAGAAAAAGGAGCCAACAAUUUCCCCUGCUGACAUCUCGUAAUGUGACAGGAAGCAAGCCAAUACCUAAAGGCUACCCCACCAUGCCAUUAAGCCACCCGCACCCACCAAAGAAUUUCUUUACAACCAUACAACAUCAUCCAGGCUUUAUCAGCUUGCAGACAUCAAACACGAGGAGAAAAUGCCGACUGAGGGAGUCAGAGACAUUUUUUGCGUGUUUGGAGCAAGUCUGGCCGAGCAUGGAGGAGUUAGCGAGAGAAAGCAUCAGCUUGCUGGCCAAGCCCACGCUGAGUACGGAUGGCCCAAGACUAGGAUCUAUGGGAGCAAUUCUCAUCAUGCUAAAAUCUGCACUUGGUGCAGGACUUCUCAAUUUCCCUUGGGCUUUUGCCAAAGCUGGGGGAAUUCAUGCCGCAGUCGCCGUGGAAAUGGUGUCCCUGUUGUUCCUCAUCAGUGGGCUGGUGAUUCUGGGCUACUCCUCCUCCAUCAGUGGUCAGAACACAUACCAGGCUGUGGUUAAGGACGUUUGUGGGCCUGCCAUCGGGCAGCUCUGUGAGGUUGUCUUUGUCUUUAACCUCUUCAUGAUCUCCGUGGCCUUCCUGGUCAUAGUGUCGGACCAGCUGGAGAAAUUGUGCAUCUCUCUGUAUGAGUUGAUAACUGGACUGCCUGAAGCAGACAUGCCCAACCACUGGUACACAGACCCGCAUUUUGUCCUCAUUCUCCUGUGUGUCUUCUUCAUCCUCCCUCUCUCCAUCUCUAAAGAAAUCAGUAUUCAGAAGUACAUCAGUAUUUUAGGUACUCUCGCGGCUACAUACCUAACAGUUGCCAUCAUUGUGAAAUAUCACACACGAGUUGACAGUGAGAUGCAUCUAUCACCUCUGUAUAGUACUGGAAGAAGCUCUUGGGCUUCGAUGUUCAGUGUCAUCCCUACCAUCUGCUUUGGCUUUCAGUGUCACGAGGCCUGCAUCGCCAUCUACAGCAGCAUGGAGAACAAGAAGCUCUCCCACUGGGUGUUUAUCUCUGUGAUGUCCAUGUUCUUCUGCCUGGUCAUUUAUUCUCUAACUGGUGUUUAUGGAUACCUGACAUUUGACAAGGACGUUGCAGCAGAUAUUCUCAUGUCAUACGCUGGGGAUGAUGUACUUAUGAUCAUUGCCAGGCUGCUCUUUGGUGUCUCCAUCAUCACAAUCUACCCCAUCAUCCUCCUGCUUGGAAGGUCAGUGAUUCAGGACCCACUGCUGAGUUUCCGUCAGCGCCUCCAUGUGGUGACGGAGUCAUAUGAGAACCGUAGCCGCGUUGUGCUGACAGUAGCCUGGAUUACCGUCACCCUCCUCAUUGCCAUGUUCGUCCCAGAUAUCAGCAAAGUUAUCAGCGUCAUUGGAGGAAUCAGCGCAUUUUUCAUUUUCAUCUUCCCAGGACUAUGUCUAGUGUUUGCAAUGCAGUCAGAGCCAGUAUCAAUCCAAACAAGGGUGGUCCUUACAACGUGGGGAAUGAUCACUCUUAUCUGUGGAGCCUUCAUCUUUGGACAGAGCACCACUGUCGCAAUCAUGCAGCUUUUCAAUACCAUCUAUCCGUAGACAUAGAUAGGACUAUUGUGCCCAGAAUCUGGUUUCACUAGAUGGUGUCAUUGAGGACUUUCUGUAAAAUGUUUAAAAAACUAAAUGUAAACAAGUUGUUCACUUCCCCUUGUCUCCCCUUCCCAUUUUUAAUGCCAAAGACAAUAUUAGCAUGUUAAAGUAGUUACAUGUUUUGGGAAGUCCCUUAAAAGUGAGUUAAAAAGCACCAUGUUCAACGUGUUAAAGGUUGCAUUUCUUGCAUGGUAAGAAUCAUAGUGAAAUUUGAAAGUUGUGCCAAGGAUUUUCAAAGCAGGGAUAUGCAGAGUGUAAACAACUGAUUUGCAUCAUAUGGUAGCUGAAGAAUGUACAAUGCCCUUAACAAUUGGUAAAGAUAAGCUAAAGUCUAUGAAAAAAUAUUGUUGUUAAUCAGCUUGAUUGAUUGACAAAAAAGUUCUUAAUAAAUCUGUUAUCUAUAUCUACUGAUACCCUUGCAUUUAGCACCCUUCCCUUGAUGAAGUAACACUGUGUUCUACUGUAACGUUUGAUGAGGUGGGAGAACACAGAGGGAAGAUUCAGAGACCCUUCUGAGUCCAUGCAGAAUCUCUCUAGGCCCUCCACAUUCCGUUCUGGCCUCAACCCACAGGUUUUCCCCCGGGUUUAAGUCAAGGGAUUGGGAUGGUUGUGCAAAAGCUUGAUUUUGUGGUCAGCGAGUCAUUUUUGUUUGGAUCUGGAGAAGUGCUUUGGAUCAUAGUCCUGCAGGAAUAUCUAAUGAUGACCCAGUUUUAUCUUCCUGGCAGAGGCAGACAGAUCUUGCUUAAAAAUCUCUUGGUAACUGAGUCCAUGAUGCCAUGUAACUUUCCUGGGCCUUUGGAAGCAAAACAGCCCCACACCAUCCCAGAUCCACCACUAUACUUCAAAGUUGGAUGUAUAAUUUUUUUUAUUUGCAUGACCAUAAUUUUUUUUGCCCGGGGAAGUAGCCCAGAGCUAAAACAAAACAUUUAAUGCAAAUCUGUAUUUUCUUCCCCUACAUAAUGGGCCGAUAUGGGUUACCGUCAUUUGUAUGAGUUUUUUGAUCAGUCAAUACACCCUAUCCGCCUCCCAAAAUCAAUCUAUUGCUUAUUAUUCAAAAGAAAGAAAUAAUGAGCAUGCGCAUAAGCCGUCAGGAAUUGAACCUCACGGUGGAUUUCCACUGUUCCGGCGCGAAUUUGCCUGCAAAUGCACCGCCUUGCCCCUGGUGGCCGCUUAUGGGCGUGUGUUUGAUCGCGAAAUGGAAUUGGAAGGAGAAAAGACGUGUCUUGAUGGAAUCUCAUCAGCGGGUGCUGAACCUGCUUUGGGGGCAGAGCGGGAGGGUAGCACCCCCAACACCCCUACUUCCCAUUGCUAUGCUCAAGCUUAGCCUUGUG
Messenger RNA from Esox lucius (northern pike), 3039 nucleotides. RefSeq names its product solute carrier family 38 member 8a (gene slc38a8a). NCBI's taxonomy places the organism in Eukaryota, Metazoa, Chordata, Actinopteri, Esociformes, Esocidae. Gene Ontology annotation, biological process: amino acid transmembrane transport. Gene Ontology annotation, molecular function: amino acid transmembrane transporter activity. The record is from RefSeq and is a predicted model, not a curated record. Bases 170 to 1657 code for a protein of 495 amino acids. The transcript is spliced from 11 exons.